Molecule: messenger RNA, 1551 nt
Organism: Rosa chinensis
Lineage: Eukaryota; Viridiplantae; Streptophyta; Magnoliopsida; Rosales; Rosaceae
Exons: 4
Coding region: 1-1551 (516 amino acids)
Biological process (GO): DNA integration
Molecular function (GO): nucleic acid binding
Source: RefSeq, a predicted model, not a curated record
AUGGGCGAUCCAAUGGGCGACCAUGGCGUCUUAAAGAAGAAGGAUAAUUCACUUCGUGUAUGUGUGGAUUAUCGACAGCUGAACAAGGUGACCAUCAAGAACAGGUACCCUUUGCCUAGAAUUGAUGACUUGUUUGAUCAGCUUAGAGAGGCUACUGUGUUCUCAAAGAUUGAUUUGAGAUCUGGAUAUCACCAGUUAAGGGUGAAGGAUGAGGAUAUUCCUAAGACGACAUUUAGAACUAGGUAUGGGCAUUACGAAUUUUUUGUCAUGCCUUUUGGUUUAACUAAUGCACCUGCGGCAUUCAUGGACUUGAUGAACCGUACGUUCAGUCCUUAUUUAGAUCAGUUUGUGGUGGUGUUUGUUGAUGAUAUCUUGAUUUAUUCAAAGUCGUCUGACGAACAUGAGAAGCAUUUGCGGAUUGUACUGCAAACAUUAAAAGAGAAGGAGUUGUACGCCAAGUUCGAGAAAUUUUCGAAGGAUAGAGUUUCGGUGGAUCCUUCGAAGGUUGAAGCGGUGAUGAGUUGGGGUCGCCCUACCACUGUUACUGAAAUCCGUAGCUUCCUUGGAUUGGUAGGGUAUUACAGGCGAUUCAUUGAGGGGUUUUCUAGUAUUGCUUCAGCUUUGACCAAGUUGACAAGGAAGGACACUCAGUUUGUAUGGACGGAUGAGUGUGAGAAGGCUUUCAACGAAUUGAAAACAAGAUUGACUACAGCUCCAGUGUUAACUAUUCCUACUAGUGGUGGUGGUCUAGUUAUCUAUAGUGAUGCAUCUCAUCAGGGUUUGGGGUGUACUGAAAGAGUGAAUCAGGUGAUGGAGGAUAUGCUUAGAGCUUGUGUUAUGGAUCUUAAAGGAAGUUGGGCAGAUCAUCUACCACUGGUAGAGUUUGCCUACAACAAUAGUUAUCACUCCAGCAUAGGCAUGGCUCCAUAUGAGGCUCUUUAUGGUAGGCCAUGUAGGACACCUGUAUGUUGGGCAGAAGUAGGAGAGAAGGGACUCUUGGGUCCUGCACUUGUUCAGGAGACUAUUGAGAAGAUCUCUACUAUUCGGGACAAGAUCCGGAUAGCACAAAGUAGGAAGAAGAGUUAUGCGGAUUUGAAGAGAAGAUCGGUUGAGUUCGAAGUAGGUGGCCAUGUAUUCUUGAAAGUCUCACCUAUGAAAGGUGUGGUGAGAUUCGGCAAGAAGGGGAAGCUAGCACCAAGAUACGUAGGACCUUUUGAGAUUCUGGAAAGGGUCGGUGACUUGGCAUAUCGGCUUGCUCUACCUGUCAACAUGUCGGGUGUGCACAAUGUCUUCUAUGUGUCUAUGCUCAGGAGGUAUAUCCGAGAUGAGUCCCAUGUGAUUGAUCAUGGUACAAUAGAGGUUAGAGGGGAUGUGACCUUCGUGGUUGAACCUGUUCGUAUAUUGGAUAGGUCAACAAAACAGCUUCGUAGAAAGGAGGCUGAUCUUGUGAAGGUGAUGUGGAGUCAUCACGAUGAGGGUGAUGCAUCAUGGGAGUUGGAGUCUGACAUGAUGAAAAGGUAUCCUCAGCUAUUUGCCGACGAGUGUGCCUAA